AAAACCCAUAGAAGAAGAACAGAAGACGUAAUAAAGUGAGGAUCUCUGGGUUGUUGCAAUGGUCAGAUUAUCAUUUUUUUGCCACAAAUUCCACAACCCGGAGUUGCUAUGAAGGCGGGGGCCUCGUCCAUGUGGGCUUCAUGCUGUGGUCUGCUGAAUGAAGUCAUGGGCACAGGGGCAGUUAGAGGCCAGCAGCCUGGGUUCGGAGCCGGUGCCGGACCCUUCCGGUUUGCCCCCAGCGCAGGAUACGCCACAUAUCCACCCACAACCUCAGGGAGCCCCAGCCUCGUAUGUAAGGCCUGUGGCCAGGCCUUCUCCGUCUUCAGGAGGAAGCAUAUCUGCUGCGACUGUAAGAAGAGUUUCUGCACUCUGUGCUCCGUGCUUCAGGAGAACCUGCGUAUAUGUGCCACAUGCCACCUGCUGAAGGGGACGGCCUUCCAGAGACCACAGCUGAUGCGGCUGAGGGUCAAAGACCUGCGGCAGUACCUGCUGCUACGCAACGUCCCCACAGACACAUGCAGGGAGAAGGAGGACCUGGUGGACCUGGUGCUGUGUCACCAGGGGACCGAGGGGGAGGAGGACCACGACAACUCCCGCUCCCUCUACACCCUGCCUCCCUCCGCCACACGCUCCGCCUCUGAGCUGUCUGCGCUCUCAGUCUCCGCCUCUCAGGGGGAAGCUCUCAGCAGGAGCGACAGCUCAGGGACUACCAACCAGGAUAUAGGAGACGCCACGUCUCUCUCCCUCCUGAACCUGGAAUCCAGUGAGCACACACCAGAGGUGAGCCCUCAGAUGCGGACGCGAGCGCGGGCCUCUCUCUCAGACAUCUCCAGCCUGAGGGACAUCGAGGGCCUGUCAGUUAGACAGCUGAAGGAGAUCCUGGCCAGGAACUUUGUCAACUAUUCAGGCUGCUGUGAGAAGUGGGAGCUGGUAGAGCGUGUCAGCCGCCUGUACAGGGAGACCGAGGAGAACAGGAAGUCAUUGGAAAACGUGAACACAGCUAUAACUGCAGUGGUGGCCUUGCCCCCUCCUCCCAUCUGCAAUGGAGGGAUUGGAGAUGGGGAGAAGGCCCAGCUGACCAAUGUGGAUGACAACCUGUGCAGGAUCUGCAUGGACGCCGUGAUCGACUGCGUCCUCCUGGAGUGCGGUCACAUGGUGACCUGCACCAAGUGUGGCAAGCGGAUGAGCGAGUGUCCCAUCUGCAGGCAGUACGUCGUGAGAGCCGUGCACGUUUUCAAGUCCUAAUGUCUCAACCCACCACUUCCAUCAUCAUCACCACCACCGUGUCACAUCUUCAACAAAACAUUCACAUCCAGAGAAACAGAUCUUUGUGUUGUUCUGUCCUAGUUGUGGGUGUUCUGUUGUUAUCCCCUGAAAUGCUUACAUUAUUUGUGAACUUGAUCAUGAAUUUGAGAAAUGAAGUGUUCUCAUUAUUUUUUUCCAUUUAUGUUUUGGGGGACUAAUCAGUGUUUGACCAAUGAAAAGGAGAGCAGCAGUCUACCCUUGUAUUUACCCAUUCCAUUCCAUUACUAAACACAUCCUUGACGUUUUGUUAUCUACCGUAUCUUUAUGUUAUGCUUUUUCUUACUAAUGUUGACUUUUAAACAAGAAUGUGAGCUGUGAGUGCGCACCAUCGUUCCCAGGUACCUACAGAGUGAACCACUAAUUGUGACUUGUAACUCACUGUUCCUCCUGUCCCAAUGACCAAACCCAUCAUGUAAUGUCUUCCCAUAUAGAGGUCAAUUUUGAUUUGAAAGGAAGUCUCAUAUUUGUGUUUUAAUUCUGUCAUAACGGCAAUAUCCAAUAUCUUAUCUGCUCUUUGUCAUAGUCUUAGCACUGAAUGUUAAGAUGAAAAAGAAAACUGGUGCUAAAUACAUUCAAAUAUGUUUUUUCUGUUUGUUAAUAUACCAACUUGUGGAUAUCGUCACAAACAAACUUUUCAGGAAAUGGUCAAAAUGACCAUAUUUUCCCAUUAACGAACAUACAAUAAUGAAACUUCAGAAGCUAUUUCGAAUACAUUUUCUUGGUCCUAGAGUCAUCAAAUGUUCAGAGCACAACAUUGAGGGGAGUUACUGCUUUUAAUAAAUGGAAAAACUAAAUGCAAAUUUACAAUUGAGUUAUGAGCACGUAAUUCCAUCAGGCAGCGACAAUGCUUUGAAUAUUUUCAGUUUCCUUUCUUGGAAGUGGAGGGGAUAUUGUCUGUUUUUAAUUGAUACGUUAUUGUAGUUUUAAUCAAAUAUAUAGCUGCAAGUUAACUGGCACUUGUGGAAUAUGAAGUAUGUAGAGGAAAAGUGACUUGCUGUACAGUUGCAUAUAAUGUUUCAUAUCACUAUGAGAUGUACAUAUCUAUAUUUUUUCCAUUUGAUUUGAAUGUGUAAUUGAAUUGAAGAUGUCCCUCAGAUUAGUUUAUUAUUAAAGAGUAAGGUUUCACUGUCA
Molecule: messenger RNA, 2436 nt
Organism: Coregonus clupeaformis (lake whitefish)
Lineage: Eukaryota; Metazoa; Chordata; Actinopteri; Salmoniformes; Salmonidae
Product: E3 ubiquitin-protein ligase RNF34-like
Exons: 8
Coding region: 109-1245 (378 amino acids)
Biological process (GO): proteasome-mediated ubiquitin-dependent protein catabolic process; protein K48-linked ubiquitination; negative regulation of extrinsic apoptotic signaling pathway via death domain receptors
Cellular component (GO): plasma membrane; cytoplasm
Molecular function (GO): ubiquitin protein ligase activity
Source: RefSeq, a predicted model, not a curated record